AUGGGCGGCCCGCAUGUCGAGAUAUUCACAGGGCUCAAGACGGCAAAAUCGAGAUGCUUCAAGCCCUCGACUUCUUCGCUUAUCGUCACUGCCUAUGCCUACAGCACGCUAUACAUGGCGCCGGAGUGGUUUCGCGGCGUACAGCCCACGCAGACUCCAAAGGCCAAUGUCUGGUUGCUUUUCGUCACCAUAGUGUUGACAAUGGAGUCGAAGGGCCAUAUGACCCCAAGCCUGGAGCCAGGCCCAACGUUUCCAGAGCCUACUGCGGAACCUCAGCUCUUUGCGGCCGCACCAUGUUCCUCAGCCCCUCAGGCUUUUGUUGCUGCCACCGCCGCUCCCUCGAGGACGGCAAACCAGCGAGCAACGCCAAUCCAAGGAAGAAACGCGAACAUGCCCCUGCGUCUGUCGCAACUACUAAAUCACGCGGCUGACGCGGCGAGAACGGAGGCCCAGAUGGUAACCAAGAGUGCCAAGUAG
Molecule: messenger RNA, 477 nt
Organism: Lasiosphaeria miniovina
Lineage: Eukaryota; Fungi; Ascomycota; Sordariomycetes; Sordariales; Lasiosphaeriaceae
Exons: 4
Coding region: 1-477 (158 amino acids)
Source: RefSeq, a predicted model, not a curated record